GCAAUAGAAGCAAACAAGUCCAGCUGGCCCGCCCUUUUUGAACCUUUCGCCUUCUUCGAAGCAUACAAAAACUAUCUCCAGAUAGACAUAGCCACAGAAAAUGACGAGGACAUGAUGAACUGGAAAGGCUGGGUCGAGUCCAGAAUACGAUUACUCACAUUAAAGCGCUACACCCUCAGCCCUAUCUUCGAUCCUAAGCUCUGCCUCCACACACUCUCACUCCUCCGCCCCAGAAACAAACCCAAACCCAAGCAGAAUCUCAACCCCACGCCCGCCAACUGGAACACCACCCACACCUUCGUCCUCUCCAACCCCAUUCUCCUCCUCCUCGAGACCAAAUGCCGAUCCAUGCCCCACCUCAUGCAGAUCCACGCCCGCAUGACUGUCGCCAGACUCUCCUCCAACCCGCUCGCCCACAGCCGCCUCGUCGCUUUCUGUGCCCUCUCCCCCACCGGCAAUCUCAAUUACUCCAAACGAUUGUUGAUUUCUACCAACAACCAUAACACGUUUUUGUGGAACAUUGUCAUUAGAGCCGCCUGCGACGGCCAUAAUCCGGCCCAAGCUUUUCUCCUCUACAAACAGAUGUUGGGUGUUGGUAAUUAUUUUAGAUCUAGGCCCAAUAACUACACUUACCCUUUACUCUUCAAGACCUGCGCCAGGCUGUUGCUUUUCGAUGUGGGUCGUCAGGUUCUCGUCCAUGUACUCAGACUGGGCUUCGAACGCGAUGUAUUCGUGCGUAAUUCCCUGAUUCAUUUUCUCGUCACCUGUGGUGAGUUAGAUGCUGCGGGUGAAGUGUUCGAUGAAAGUCCCGUGAGAGACCUGGCUUCCUGGAACUCUCUGAUUAAUGGCUACGUGAGGUGCGGGAAAGUGAAAAAAGCUCUGGGGAUUUACAAAAAAAUGGAGAUGGAGGGGAAAAUCGAACCGGACGAGGUCACCCUGAUUGGAGUUCUCAUGGCGUGUGCACAGUUGGAGGAAUCCAAACGCGGCCGAGAAUUUCAUAACUACAUAAAACACAAAGGGCUGAAAAUGACGGUCCCGCUCGCGAAUUCCCUCCUCGACAUGUACGUGAAGUGUGGAGAUCUCGAAGAAGCAAAGAAUUUGUUCGAGAAAAUGGAGGAGGAGAAGAAGACUACGGUGACCUGGACAACAAUGGUAACGAAUAUGCCAAAUCCGGACACAUAG
Molecule: messenger RNA, 1182 nt
Organism: Striga asiatica
Lineage: Eukaryota; Viridiplantae; Streptophyta; Magnoliopsida; Lamiales; Orobanchaceae
Source: the annotation of a GenBank genome assembly